Impatiens glandulifera is the source of this 1407-nucleotide messenger RNA. RefSeq names its product glucan endo-1,3-beta-glucosidase 8-like. The transcript is spliced from 2 exons. The coding region runs from base 1 to 1407 and encodes 468 amino acids. Gene Ontology annotation, cellular component: plasma membrane. Gene Ontology annotation, molecular function: hydrolase activity, hydrolyzing O-glycosyl compounds. Gene Ontology annotation, biological process: carbohydrate metabolic process. The record is from RefSeq and is a predicted model, not a curated record. NCBI's taxonomy places the organism in Eukaryota, Viridiplantae, Streptophyta, Magnoliopsida, Ericales, Balsaminaceae.
AUGAUCAUCGUCUCCUCCAGAUCUGUGAACGCGGUCGGAGUAAACUUCGGGACCCAAGCAUCGCAUACGCUGUUACCGAGCAUUUUGGUCAAAUUGCUACGCGACAAUGGCAUCUCCAAGGUUAAGCUGUUCGAUUCGGAUUCAUGGUACAUGAAUGCCUUCGCAGGAUCUGGCAUCGAAGUCAUGCCCGGAAUUCCUAACAAGGAAUUGCAGAGACUCAGCGAUGAUUAUGACAAUGCCAGAGAUUGGGUCGAACAAAACAUUACAAAACACUUGCACGACAAGGGCGUCAAAAUCAAGUAUGUGGCAGUCGGAAAUGAGCCGUUCUUGAAAGGCUACAACGGAUCAUAUUUAAAAACAACCCUUCCAGCCAUUAAGAACAUUCAAAAAGCUCUAAACGAAGCUGGCCAUACCCAAAUCAAAGCCACCACUCCUCUAAACGCCGACGUCUACGACGGAACCGUUCCAUCAUCCGGAGAUUUCCGAUCCGACAUUAAACCAAUAAUGCUCGAACUAGUUCAUUACCUUAACUCAAUCCAUUCCCCUUUCAUCGUCAACAUCUACCCAUUCAUAUCCUUCUACCAACAAAGCGCAAACUUCCCAAUCGAAUACGCCAUGUUCGACGGCGGCGCACAGGGCAUCGACGACAAAGGCACCCAUUACGACAACAUGUUAGAUGCUAACCUAGACACCUUAUCCUGGUCCUUAAAAAAAGCCGGAGCAUCCAAAAUGAAGAUCAUAAUCGGAGAAAUCGGAUGGCCCACGGACGGCGACGUGCACGCGAACGUAACCAUAGCGAAGCGAUUCUACAAUGGGUUUUUCAAAAAAAUGGCGUCCAAAAAGGGGACGCCUCAAAGACCAGGGCCAAUCGAUUACUAUAUCUUUGGAUUAAUUGACGAGGAUAUGAAGAGCAUUGCUCCGGGAACAUUCGAGCGACAUUGGGGAAUGUUCUAUUACGACGGGAAGCCGAAGUUUAACAUUGACUUGACAGGUCAAGGGAAUGAUCAAAAGUCUGUGAUUUCGGCUAAAGGGGUGCAGUAUCUUGAGAAAUCGUGGUGUGUUUACAAUUCGAAGAAUAAGGAUAUGUCUAAGAUAGGCCCUGCUACGGCUUAUGCUUGUUUGAAUGGGGAUUGCACGAGUUUGGAGUACGGUUCGAGUUGUAAUAACCUCCAAAAGACUCAGAACAUAAGUUAUGCGUUUAAUAUGUUUUAUCAGAUGAAUGAUCAGAGCGUUGAGGCCUGUGAUUUCAAUGGGAUCGCUACCAUUACGAACAAGGACCCUUCGAGUGAUGGUUGUCGGUUCAUUAUUCAAAUUCAAAGUGGUGGGAGGAGGAGGUUUGAAGAUUAUUAUAGGCUCAAUUCAUUUGUUGGGUUUUUUGUGAUGCUGUUGUUUACUGCAUUGUUUUAG